AUGCUCAGAUUAUCCUCAAACUCCUCAGAUUAUCCUCAGACUACUCCUCAAACUCCUCAGUCUAAUCCUCAGACUCCUCCUCAGAUUAUCCUCAAACUCCUCAGAUUAUCCUCAAACUCCUCAGACUACUCCUCAAACUACUCCUCGGUCUAA
Molecule: messenger RNA, 153 nt
Organism: Trichomonas vaginalis G3
Lineage: Eukaryota; Parabasalia; Trichomonadida; Trichomonadidae
Exons: 1
Coding region: 1-153 (50 amino acids)
Source: RefSeq, a predicted model, not a curated record